Molecule: messenger RNA, 813 nt
Organism: Lactuca sativa (garden lettuce)
Lineage: Eukaryota; Viridiplantae; Streptophyta; Magnoliopsida; Asterales; Asteraceae
Source: RefSeq, a predicted model, not a curated record
AUGCCCGAAGAAGAAGAAGAGGAGUUGGUGAUAGAAGAACCACCAAAGAAGGAUGAAAAGAAAGAAGAAAUGGUGGAGAAAAAGAAGUCGGAAGAGAAAGAAGCAAAGAUCACACCACCACCUUUUCCAUCAAGAUUAAGCAGCAACAAAAAAGAGAGAGAAGAUAGUGAAAUCAUGGCAAUGUUCUGGAAAGUUGAAGUCAACAUCCCUCUAUUAGAUGCAAUCAAACAAGUACCUAGAUAUGCUAAGUUCCUUAAGGAACUUUGCACAACUAAAAAGAAGCUGCGAGGUAAUGAGACAGUGAAAGUAAGUGAAAAUGUUUCUGCAGUUUUGCAGAAAAGGAUGCCCCCAAAGUGCAAGGAUCCAGGCACUUUAACAAAAAUAGGGGUGAUCAUCCAACUUGUAGAUCGUUCUAUAUUACACCCAAAAGGUGUAUUAGAGGAUGUUUUGGUGCAAGUUAAUGAGCUUGUCUUUCCUGCAGACUUUUAUGUGCUUGAUAUGGGAGAUGAUGAUCAUCCAUCCUCGAGUUCCAUACUUUUAGGUAGACCAUUCUUGAAAAUAGCAAGAACAAAAAUUGAUGUCUACAAUGAUACAUGGUCCAUGGAAUCCGAUGGGGAGGUCAUCAACUUCAAUUUCUAUGAAGCAAGGAGGUACCCAAGUGAUGUUCAUUGCAUAAAUUUUGUUGAUAUAAUCCAACCUUUGACUAAAAAGUGUUUUGAGUUGACUAACCAUGAUUUGUUGGAGUUAAUUUUGAGUAGGAAUUUUGAUAACAAUUCAGUCAAAGAGAUUGCAGAAAAAUUUCAAGUUAGAUGA